Phytophthora sojae is the source of this 2271-nucleotide messenger RNA. RefSeq lists its product as hypothetical. Gene Ontology annotation, biological process: ribosomal large subunit biogenesis. The coding region runs from base 1 to 2271 and encodes 756 amino acids. Lineage: Eukaryota; Oomycota; Peronosporomycetes; Peronosporales; Peronosporaceae. The transcript has a single exon. Gene Ontology annotation, cellular component: Noc2p-Noc3p complex; nucleoplasm; Noc1p-Noc2p complex. The record is from RefSeq and is a predicted model, not a curated record.
AUGGGCGCGCAGAAGAAGAAGGCCAAGUUCGUGGCCAAGGGCCUGCUGUCGCAGAAGAUCAAGCAGCGCAAUGCCAAGAAGAAGUUCCAGGCCAUGAAGGACAAGAAGCGCAACCGCUUCGAGCGCAACAGCGACGCGCCCAGCAAGAAGAAGCCGCGCGUGGCCGCGGGCGAGGGCGGCGCCGGCAAGAAGGACGAGCCCGACAUGCUGGACGAGAUGGAUGUGGACGACUUCCUGAACGCCGACUUCCUGGACUCGGACAACGAGGAGGACGCCAGCGACGACGAGGCCGAGGCCGAGACCUCCCAGAGCACGGCCAAGUCGGCUGCGUCCAAGCAGGAGAAGGACGACGACGACGUGGACGACGGCAGCAGCAGCGAGGAGGAGGACGAGAGCGCCCUCGACCCGCGCUACAUGACGGGCACGCCCUUCGGCGGCAAUGACGAUGCCGACGAGGAGGCUGUGGCUGAGGGCGACGAGAAGGAGGACGAUGAGGAGAACGACGACGCCGAGCAGGAGCAGGAGGAGCAGCAGGGAGCUGGACGCACCGUCGUGACCAUGGCCGUCCUGCAGAAGGCCGAGAAGGAGUGCUUUGAGACCAAGUCGGUCUCGGGCCUGCGUCGUCUGAUGAAGAUCUUCAGCGACGCCUGCCGCUCCAGCGACGCCGCCGACUCCAGCAAGGAGGGCGAAAUCACGUACGACGUGCAGAGCAGCGCCGUGUACAACCGCCUCAUGGUGAACGUGUUCCGCAAGACGCACGCGACGCUGACCACGUUGGUGGCGCUCGAGUCGACCUCGGAGGACGACGGCAAGUUCAAGAUCGACGACAAGAAGUGGAAGAAGUACUCGCUGGUGAUCCGCCGCUUCUUCAGCUGCGCGUGCUACCUGCUGGAGCAGACCACCGGACAGGACAUUCAGACGUUCGUGCUGCGCGAGCUCGUGCACUACAUUCCGUUCGUGGUGCCGUGCCCCAAGACCUCGCGGAGGAUGCUCAAGGCGCUGCUGAAGCUCUGGGCCAAGUCGCUGAACGCCAACGUGUGCAUGCUGGCCUUCGUUCGCAUCCGCGACAUGGCUCUGGCUGUGCCCUUCCCGUUCCUGGAGCUCUGCCUCAAGGGCAUCUACGUCACGUACAUGCGCAACACCAAGUUCACGAACGAGGUGACGCUGCCCCACCACGUGCUCAUGGGCAACUGUGUCGUCGAGCUCUUUGGCCUCGACCUCAGCAGCUCGUACCAGCACGCCUUCGUCUACAUCCGCGAGCUGGCAAUUGCUGUGCGCAAGACUAUCACAUCCCCGGGCCCGGACUCGUUCAAGGCUGCUCUCAACUGGCAGUUCUUCAACCAGCUGCGCGUGUGGACUGCCGUGGUGUGCGCGUACCCGGCCGAGAACCAGCUCCGCGCGCUCGUGUACCCGCUGAGCCAGCUUCUGCUCGCCGUGGUGCGGCUAUCGAGCACGCUGCGCUUUGCGCCACUGCGUCUCCACUGCGUGAAGCUGCUCCAGCAGCUCGCGCUGGCCACCAACUCCUUCAUCCCCACGAGCCCGGCCCUGCUUGAGAUUCUGCAGCUGGAGCCGUUCCGUUCGUCCUACAAGGGCAGCGGCAAGAAGGGAGCCAAGGGUGCUAGCAACUCCACCACGGAGGUGGACCUGGAGCUGUGCGUGAAGCUGUCCAAGACUGCGCUGGACGCCAAGCGCGUGCACGACCAGGUGAUCGUGAGGCUCUUCGAGCUGCUGCAGCGUGAGUGCGACGUGUACAAGUUCAAUGUGGCGUUCCCGGAGUUCGCGGUGCCGCUGCAGCUCACGCUCAACAAGUUCAUGCACGCUUGCGCCGUCCCCAAGUGGAAGGCCCAAGUGCGUGGUCUGAGCGACAGCAUCAAGAAGCGCGCGGACUGGAUCCGCUCCAAGCGCAGCGGCCUGGACCUGUGCCCGAAGGACACGGCGCAGCUGGACGACUUCCUGCGCGCGGAGCGUGAGGCCGCCGUCAAGAAACUGUUCGAGAAGGACGCGACGGACCUGCAGGAGAAGCUGGACGCUUCAGCUGAUGCCUCCAAGGAGAAGGAGGAGAGCAGCUCCGAGCAGGCCGAGGACGACAAGAAGAAGAAGAGCAAAAAGAGGAACAAGAAGCAGCGUGCCAAGAAGUCGGGCACGCCCGUGGACGAGGAGACGGUCGCCAAGGUGAAGAAGAUGUCGCUCAAGGAGUUCAAGAAGUCGGUGGCCGAGGUGGACGCCGCCGACGAGGUGGGCGACUUCAACUUCUCGUCGGACGAGGAGUAA